Momordica charantia (bitter melon) is the source of this 941-nucleotide messenger RNA. NCBI's taxonomy places the organism in Eukaryota, Viridiplantae, Streptophyta, Magnoliopsida, Cucurbitales, Cucurbitaceae. The record is from RefSeq and is a predicted model, not a curated record.
AUGGCUAAUUGGCUCAAAGGAUUUAAAGGCAUGGUGGAGAAGAUCAAGAGUUCUCUCAAAAUCUCUCAAUCCAAAGAAUCACUCGUCGUCCUCACUGUCCCUGAGUUCAUCGCCGCCGGCGAUCACCUCAUCGCAGAAUGCCCCGAUUGGUCUUGGGAUUCUGGUGAAUUGAGCAAAGUGAAGUCCUAUUUACCAUCGCACAAACAGUUUUUGGUCACAAGAAGUGUUUCUUGUCUGCGAAGGGCUUCCUCUUAUGAAGAUGAAUAUAUGAUUGUUGGUGAUGAUGGUGAAGAUGACAGUCGGCCUCUUUUUCAAGAGAAUCCAACUGAGUCUGUGGAGGAGGUUAACUUGCAUUCACUCCUAACUGAUUCGUACUUUGGUGUUGGUAACAAAGAAUAUACUCCUGAUAUGGAAAAGUGUAUUGGAAUCUAUUCUGGAACUCAGGAUUCUACUCACCCCAUGGUCCAUGAGCCUGAAGACAAUGAUGUCGCAUCCCCACGAACUUAUGACAUUAGCAUCACGUAUGACAGAGAUUAUCAGACCCCCCGUUUUUGGCUUACUGGAUAUCAUAAGUAUCGGAUGUGCCUGGAACCAGAACUUAUUCUUGAAGAUGUUAGGCGGGAUCUCGCAGGCAAAACAGUAACUAUUGAAGACCAUCCUCAUUUGCUUGGGAAGCAUGCAUCUGUACACCCAAGAUAUCAGGGAGCUGCAGUGAAGAAAAUGGUUGAUGACUGUUUGUCACGUGGGAUUGAGCUAGAAGUUCGCAAGUACCUUUUACUAUUUCUGAAAUCCGUUGCUUCAGUAUUUCCAAGUAUUGACUUUGGUGACACCAUCGACUUUGAGCUGAAGCAACCAAUCUGAAAGCCACCAAUAUGCAUAAUAGAAAUCUCCAUGGAGAGUGUACGCACUUCAGUAUAAGAAAGCGAUCCCCAUUUCUUUUA